Messenger RNA from Haliotis rubra (blacklip abalone), 1053 nucleotides. RefSeq names its product tumor necrosis factor-like. The transcript is spliced from 6 exons. Gene Ontology annotation, cellular component: membrane. NCBI's taxonomy places the organism in Eukaryota, Metazoa, Mollusca, Gastropoda, Lepetellida, Haliotidae. Bases 339 to 857 code for a protein of 172 amino acids. The record is from RefSeq and is a predicted model, not a curated record. Gene Ontology annotation, biological process: immune response. Gene Ontology annotation, molecular function: tumor necrosis factor receptor binding.
GAGGUGGCAGAUGUCGCAGUGUGGUCGAUGCAUGACUGGUUCUAUUGUUCAGUGUUGGAGCGUUCGCGCAGGUGCAGCAGACCCCGGAAGCUACCCGAUCCGACCAGGCUGGUUCUGUUGAUUCCUCUGUAGGUCAACUAAGAGCAAACUACUAAAGACGCCGCGUUGGGGUGCUGAAAGCAUCUAGGGUGCACAUCAUUACGACAUGAUUGCUAUGAAAGCAGUGACGUUGUUGGUGGCUGCAAAUAUCAUCCUGCUUGUUGCUGUGGUCGUCGUCUUGGCUUUCUACAAACAGACUGGGAGCACGAGCUUCACGGAUACACACUCUGACGUCAUCGAUGCACAGAAAACAACUAUCCUCGGGAGUGGGCGGUGUCACAAGAACUGGACGGCAGUUUAUGGAAGCAGCUGCUCACCUGGUCAUUGAUCCCCGAGCAAAGUACACAGCCGCAGUUUCUGUUUUGAACUGGAGAGAGGACAGCAACAGCACCUUCGUUGGUGACAACAUCGAACACGACGCCGGAAGCCUCACAGUGAAGGACGGUGGUUACUACUUCAUCUAUAGCCAGAUCUUGUACCGAGGUGAAGGCACCAGAGAGCUGGAGUAUGGACGGGUACUGCAUAUUGUGUUAAAGCAGAGAAUGUCCGAGCUGUCUGAAUCUCCCACACCGUUGAUGAGGAAUCUCAUAUCCACGCCCUCCAUCAGGAGAGGUCACCUGACCUACGCGAGCAGUGUACUUGGGGCCACCUUCUACCUUGACCCCAACACCAGACUCACUGUCAAUUCUAGUGUCCCUGGGAACAUUGAUGCAACAGGCUCUCCACACUCUAACGUCUUUGGGCUAUAUCUUGUAUAAUGUAUUGAUGCAACGGGCUCUCCACGCUCUAACGUCUUUGGGCUAUAUCUUGUAUAAUGUAUUGAUGCAACGGGCUCUCCACACUCUAACGUCUUUGGGCUAUAUCUUGUAUAAUGUAUUGAUGCAACGGGCUCUCCACACUCUAACGUCUUUGGGCUAUAUCUUGUAUAAUGUAUUGAUGCAACGGGCUCUCCAC